GGAGGGAGCCGACCCCUAUCCGGAACCCCGCCCCCUGCCCCGGCUUCGGCCGCGCGCGCGCGCGCCCCCGGCCCGGCAGUGAAGAGAGAGAGAGAGAGACGAGGGACGGAGUGAGCGCGGCGGGGCCGGGCCAGGGGCCGCCAUGGAGGCCGAGCCAGGCCCGCCCCAGCUGUGGCUCAAGCGGCGCCGCUGCCUGCUCAGCCUCGACCGCCCGCGGGCGCUGCUGCUUUGGGGGCCCGCCUUGGACCCGGCCCAGGGCCCGGCCGCAGCCCCGACCGCCGGGCCCGAUACCUGCUCUGUUCCUGUUUCUGAGAUUAUCACUGUAGAAGAAACAGAAAUUGAUGAGAAGCACUAUCAUAGUGGGAAAUGGCAAAAGAUGGCAAAGCCUUAUGCUUUUACAGUGUACUAUGUAAAGAGAGCACGGCGUCACCACUGGCGGUGCAGUCACGUGACCUUCUGGUGCACAGAUGAGAUGCUCUGUAACCAGUGGAUACAGACACUCAGAGAGUUGCUUGAGAAGCUGACAUGUAGACCAAAGCACUUACUUGUGUAUAUUAAUCCCUUUGGAGGAAAAAGACAAGGCAAGCGAAUAUACGAACAGAAAGUCGCCCCGCUGUUUAAGCUAGCUUCUGUCACUGCUGACGUCAUCGUUACUGAACAUGCUAACCAUGCCAAGGACAGUUUAUUUGAAAUUAAUAUUGAGAAAUAUGAUGGAAUCGUCUGUGUCGGUGGAGAUGGCAUGUUCAGUGAGGUGUUGCAUGGCCUCGUUGGAAGGACACAGAAGGAUUGUGGUAUAGACCAGAAUGAUCCCAAAGCAUCAUUAGUCCAGUGCAAUCUAAGAAUUGGGAUAAUCCCUGCAGGUUCAACGGAUUGUGUGUGCUAUGCCACGGUUGGUGUUAAUGACCCAGUGACGUCAGCGUUACACAUUAUUAUUGGGGACUCUCUGUCCAUGGACGUGUCUUCUGUGCACCACAACAAUGCAUUUCUGAAGUAUUCUGUGUCCUUGCUGGGCUACGGUUUCUAUGGAGACAUAUUGAGGGACAGUGAGAAAAAGCGGUGGAUGGGCCUCAUCCGGUAUGACCUUUCAGGUUUUAAGACCUUUCUUUCUCAUCAUUGCUAUGAAGGAACGGUGGCCUUUCUGCCGGCACAGCACACUGUGGGCUCUCCACGAGAUAAGAAGCCCUGCCGAAUGGGGUGUUUCAUUUGCAGGCAGAGUAAGCAGCAGCUGGAAGAUGAGCAGAAAAAAUCCCUGUAUGGCUUGGAAAACACAGAGGAUGUAGAAGAGUGGAAGGUCAUCCAGGGGAAGUUUCUGGCGAUCAACGCAGCCAACAUGAGCUGCGCCUGUCCUCGGAGCCCCAAGGGCCUGUCCCCGGUGGCCCACUUGGCCGAUGGCUCCUCAGACCUCAUCCUGGUCCGCAAAUGUUCCCGGCUGAAUUUUCUGAGGUAUCUCAUCAGGCAUACCAACCAAGAUGACCAGUUUGACUUUGCAUUUGUUGAGGUUUACCGGGUGAGGAAAUUUCAGUUCACGUCAAAGCAUUUGGAAGAUGAGGAUGGUGAUCUCAAAGAUCUAGGGAAAAAACGAUUUGGUCAGAUCUGCAGUGAUCAUCCAGCCUGUUGCUGCACUCUUCCUAACAGUACCUGGAACUGUGAUGGAGAAAUUCUGAACAGUUCUGCUGUUGAAGUCAGGGUUCACUGCCAGCUGCUGCAGCUCUUCGCCCGAGGGAUUGAGGAGGCCCCAGCGCAGGAAGCCCUCAGCUGAGACACUGCUGCCAGCGGAGGCCUUGGGGUGCAGCCGGCGCUUGUAAAUCUUCAGACAUAUUUAUUAGAAAGAAUGUUGCAGACCAGUUCUGUUGGUGCAUACACACAUUUGAAAUUUGGAAUUUAUUUUUGAUAGUUAAAUGUUGAUUUUAGAAAACUGCCUUUUUUCCACAGUGUCUGUACCGUCCUGAGCAUUUUACGAGGUGAAUCAUCAGGGGCCUGGGGCUGGCAAAGCUGUUCAUGAUGGCACUGCCCACCUCUCUGAGGGGCCUGAGAUAACAUGCGUCCUGCCCAUCAGUCACACACCACGGGAAGGCCAGAGGUCGGCAGUCUCAUCUGCAAAUCCUCGGGAUGGAAGGGCGGGGCCUUCCUUCUCCUCUCUCCCCAUUCAGGGCUAAGGGGGCUUUCCUUGAACCUUUCCAUAGUGCAGUGAAUUCUGGCCUCUGGCAGAUACUGGCACUUCAACAAUCGUAAUUCAUGAUUCACCUUCCAGUGUUGUGUUUUCACGAGAACUGUCUCAGCUGGUGGCAGGUGCUCCCGAGGCGUGUUGGCAGAAGCAGGUCACGGAGCGCUCGGCUCUGAAGGCAGAAAGACAGGCGCUCCGAGACAAACUUUUCCUUUUUUAGAAAACCCAACCCUCGGGAUUGCAAACGUUGGUGCUUUGUGUUGGCGCAGGCUGAGUGGUUAAAAUGACCUUCAUUGUGCUGCUCGAAGCCGGCGGUCAGUAAAUCACAAGUUUACUCUGUGAAUCGUUUGUCGUUAGUGAUAUUAACUGCAAAAGCGAGUGUUGUCGACAGACAUGCAAUUGUUCUUCUCCUGUGUGUGUCCAUUUGCAUUACCUUGUGUGGGGGCCUGAGGCCUGAGUGUUGGAAUCUUGUCUGCCUUGCUUAGUUCCAUAUAUUUAUUGGAAGUUUUAUCCUUUUCAGCCCCAGCCCUGUAUGUCAUGGGGGCUUUCAGUGUUUGUGUUUUGUCUCCAGACCACGAUUAAUGGUUCAUUUACUGCCGAAGCACUUGAAAGUACCAUUAUCAGAGGAACCAGAUUUUUCAGUGAAGGCAUUCCUCCUCGAGUAGCAGCAUAAUUACUAAAUUGUGUCCUAGGCCAUUGUUUUAUUCUUAUUCCUAGUUAUGAAUAUGAUAAAAUGUAUGCAAAGUAGGCUCUGUUAAAGUACAAGAAGACGAGCUUAGAGUCACUUGCGUGCGUUCUCAUAGUGAAAUACUUGACACAGCUUUUACAAAAGUAGGCUAUUUUCUGUACUCUUCUAGAAUCUUCUAGAAUGGGUGAGUUUUUACCGAUUCAGUUAGGUAUUUAGAUUGAUUUAACAUACAUCACAUAGUAUAUUUUUAGAAUUUACUCAGAGCAGUUUAGUCUUCUGAAGUAACCAUCGCUUGCCUGUCGCAUCAGCAGGUCCAACCCUGGGAAGGAGAGGGAAACGCUUAUGGUCGAGUCAUGAGAACACGAGGGUUUCCAGGGUAAAAGAAGUAGUCAGGUGGCCUCGGGCUGGAAUCAAAUGGCUGGAUCCAAACAAACCAGGGCUGUGCUCUCCAAGAGUUCUUUAAACGCUUUCAGCCUGCCGGCCUCUAAGAUCCUGAGGGCAGGGACCAUGUCUCCUGUUUGGGCAUUCCCUUCCUUCUGCCCGGAUCUCGGCACAGCGGGCACCAGUCUCGGCACCAUUGCCUUUCUCGUUCAGCCCAUCCCUGGAAUGGUGAUGGCCCCACAGAGUGACCGUGGCCGGCGUUCCCAUUCUUGGUGGGAAUUCCCCAUGUUCUCGGUGACUGCCUUUACGGUAUGCCAAGUCAAACUCUACACUUGAACAAGCCUUUUUUGUGAAAGUGGCAGGUCAGCCUGCUUUAGGUCUUUCCUUCUGACUCCAAAGGAGUCUCCAAAGGGGCAUUGCCCCUGCUCAGAAAUCCAAGCCUGCUACUGGUCUGCCUUGCCAGUUUUAGGGUCAUCGUUUGAACUGCUAAUAAAGGAAGCACUUGGUCCAGAAAAAGGCCUGGUCCACAUUCCCUGCUUUGCCAAGGUGGCUUCAGUUUGGAACACGGCCUCACAAACAGAGACUUGAUUUAGAGGCUAAUGAGCCUGGACGUUCCCCUACUUUCCCCUCUGUCCCAAUGGAAGUUGCAGAAUCCUCACCGAUGGUUGGUUUGUCUAUUGUCUUGUGGAAUCCAGGCCCCUGGCAUUUGGCACCUGGGAGGUGAGCCGGGGUUUUGUCAGUGUAGUGGCAGCAGCGGUGCCUCCCGCUACAACACGCUUUGUGUAGCCCGUGCACGGGCAGCCCCUCCCUUCAUGGGCACCACCUUCUCUAGCGGGUGGGCCUUGGCACCGGCCCACCGACCGACCUUGUCCUAGCCUGGGGGGCAGCAUCCGAGGGGGGCCGUUAGCCGGGGACACACGUCAGGAGAGGAUGGGCUGCAGCUGUCCUCCUGUGAUGUGAUGCAUUCUUGCUUGUUUUCAUUAAGAAAAAGGCUUUUCAGGUUGUGCCCGCUUUUAUCUGAAAACAAUUAUGAAUUUAAUCCUUAAGUACAAUCAUGGGGAGAAAGAAAUUACUGAUGGAAAAACUUAAGUUUAAUUUUCUGUCUAAUCUUGCUGGUUUCAAGAUUAGAAGAGGGUAUACUUAAUGUUCUGAUGUAUCGAGAAGACUUUGAAAAAUAAAAUUAUGUUGGACAGAA
Molecule: messenger RNA, 4428 nt
Organism: Phascolarctos cinereus (koala)
Lineage: Eukaryota; Metazoa; Chordata; Mammalia; Diprotodontia; Phascolarctidae
Gene: CERK
Product: ceramide kinase
Biological process (GO): ceramide metabolic process; phosphorylation
Molecular function (GO): ceramide kinase activity
Source: RefSeq, a predicted model, not a curated record